AUGCCGUCUCGUUUCGCUCUGAUCUGUAACAAGGCUUCUCUUCAUCGAGAUCGUUCUGCUAGCGAUGAGCAAUCAUCUGUUGCCGCCGAGGGAGAGCUUCUCACGUCGGAGAUGUUCUUCUUCGAUGACUCCAUGGAUGAUAGCCACAGAGAGAAGCGAACGAGCUCAUCGGAGAGUGAGAAGUCCGCCGGAAAAUCCAAAGACAUGAAAGAGACCCCAGUUCCACCACCUCUUCCAAACUCUAAUCAGAACCUAAACGACCUACCGCAGGAAGUCCUCGUCUAUAUCUUGUCCUUCCUCCCCACAAUAGAGGCGAUCCAGACCUCUCUCAUUUCCAGGAAAUGGCGAAACCUCUGGUUCUUUCUCACCUCUUUCAACUUCUCCUUCGAAACCUGCUUUCCUUACUUCGAUAAUCCUCUUCCUUUUUAUACUCGCCGGAUGACUCGACCCUUCGCCAACUUUGUGGAUCGCGCUCUCACCACUCGCCCCGCCGAUCCUGCCGUCCAUUCCUUCCGUCUAUCAUUCAUCUACGACUCCGAUUACGAAGUUCGUGUCGAGUCUUGGAUACGCACCGCCGUGACGCACCUCCAAGCCCGUGAGCUGCACCUCGACUUCUAUAUCGACUAUGACUAUGACUUCUCUGUUUACAAGUAUGAAUUCUUCUUCUCAGAGCUGAGAAAUGGCUGCGUACAAGUAUUGAAACUCACCAGUUGUAAUAUUACACUGCCGGACGACAUGGAUCUUGGCUUGCUGAGAUCCAUGUUUCUCGAUCAGGUUAAUCUAGAAGACGAGGAGGUGCGGAAAUUGUUUUCGGGGUGUCCAAAUCUCGAGCACUUUGAGCUCCGAAACUGUCUGGGGGUGAAGGGUUUGUUUAUACGUAGCACCAAGCUUAAGAAGCUUGCUCUUGGAUUUGUUCCUAAUCUAGCUGCAUUCAGCUGGAACACUACAGAGAUCGAGAUUGAUUGCCCUAACCUUCUUUCAUUAAGUUUCACUGAAUGCGACUUUAACCAGUUUGUGCUUAAAAAAGCGGCUGCACUAGUCGAGCUUUCUAUUCAUCUUUCAGUGCUUGAGUCUGAGGACUAUCAUUUAUGGAGGAGGACUGUGCGGCUACUCCUGCAAGCACCUAAUGUUAAGAAGCUUAAGGUGCCAAAUUUGUGGAUUAUGCUUCUGACAUCAAGGGAUCUCUUCCCUACAAGUUUUAAGCUCCAGAGUCUCAACCAUUUAGAGCUAGGGACGGGUUAUAGUCAAAAGGAUCUGCUUGGUAUGGUUGCACUGCUUGGACAUUGUCCCAAUCUCAAGACAAUGGUUCUUUAUCACCUUCGCACGAGGAAUGAAGAUGAGAAGCUACCAGAAGGAGUCUUAUGUAAACUAGUUGAGUUCACAAUGCCAAGGAUCAAGCUACUUAAGAUGAGAGGGUAUUUUAGAACACAAGAUGUCUUCAAGUUUGUGACUAUGUUGAGAAGGCAAGGAGUAGUGGCGGAGAAGAUUGUAGUUGAUUCUCCUCAAAUGUGAUGAAAAUCAUA
Molecule: messenger RNA, 1523 nt
Organism: Rosa chinensis
Lineage: Eukaryota; Viridiplantae; Streptophyta; Magnoliopsida; Rosales; Rosaceae
Product: F-box/LRR-repeat protein At4g14103-like
Exons: 4
Coding region: 1-1512 (503 amino acids)
Molecular function (GO): protein binding
Source: RefSeq, a predicted model, not a curated record